Paraphaeosphaeria sporulosa is the source of this 739-nucleotide messenger RNA. RefSeq lists its product as uncharacterized. Lineage: Eukaryota; Fungi; Ascomycota; Dothideomycetes; Pleosporales; Didymosphaeriaceae. The record is from RefSeq and is a predicted model, not a curated record. The transcript has a single exon. Bases 226 to 615 code for a protein of 129 amino acids.
UCAUGUGCAGCAAUGGGCGGGAGGUGGAGGAGGAAGGCGCGUGCGGGUCGGGUCAAACGAGGCGGGCGAGGAAGGUGCAACGGGUGCCGGGGCACUCGUCUUCUUGUCCUCGUCUUGUGCGGUGCAUGCAGCGGGAUAGAUAGCACGUCCGUCCACGGAACGCUUUCGGCGCGCUCGGAACGGGCACCCAUGGAGCGGUGAAGGCCCCAGGCUCUCCCACGCGCCAUGGUAGGACAGCAGCGCGCGCUGCGUGACGGGCCUGGAGGGUCAUCAGACGCUUACGACUCACCAUCUCUUCGUGGCUGGCUCAUUCCCUCGGGUGCCUCACAGCGGCCGGCUUGUGCCUCGGGUCUAGUGGCAGGACGCAGAAGUCACAGUAACGGCAGUGCUCGUUGUGCUCAGCCAAUGUCACAACUCCAAUUGCGGCAGAGAAAAGUGUGUCGCGAGCGGUACUGGCGCUUGGGCUACGGUGCAGAUGCAGGGCGGCAGUGGCAGAGCAGAUCGCGGGGAAGGGAAGGAUGCUGCCGAGUCGCGCGGGCUGGGUGGCGGGCCUGCUUCGAAGCGCGCGGGCAGGUCAAGACAGAGGCAGACAGACCGUGCAAUGCGGGAGAGUGAGACAGCAGUCGCAAUUGUCUGAUCUCUGCUGGAGGGGCUUGUGGUGGCCGCCGCCCUGCAGCUAGUCCAUCUGAUAUUCACUACGCCCACGUCCUUCCGCACAGACAUCCCGCGCCGGAAAAGU